Molecule: messenger RNA, 1387 nt
Organism: Daphnia carinata
Lineage: Eukaryota; Metazoa; Arthropoda; Branchiopoda; Diplostraca; Daphniidae
Exons: 4
Coding region: 84-650 (188 amino acids)
Biological process (GO): dopamine catabolic process; norepinephrine biosynthetic process; octopamine biosynthetic process
Cellular component (GO): secretory granule membrane
Molecular function (GO): dopamine beta-monooxygenase activity; copper ion binding
Source: RefSeq, a predicted model, not a curated record
UUAAUAAUUUGUUCUUGUUGGGUUGUGAUCAGUUCUGUUAUUCUUAUCUGUUGCGAAAAGCCGUUCGAUUGUGUUGACAGAAAAUGAGGUACACCCAAUCACUAGUUUUUAUAAUGGGGGUUGUGUUGCUGGCCAGUGGUUGUUUGGCGAAACCAAGCUCUCGCAUUACCGUCAUGGAAAAUGAAAAAGUGCUGGAUUCUGAUAACCAGUUCAUUCUACGUUGGACAGUACUUGAAGGUACAGGUGAUAUUGAAAUAGAAAUGCAAGUGAAUUGCACUGGAUGGUUGGGGAUCAGUUUUGCUGAAGGUCAGAUUGGUCAGCCCGGCUCAUACAGCGAUGUUAUCAUGGGUGGAUUCAACGACGAACUUCAGAUUGGUUACAUCGAGGACAGGCACAUUUAUCUAGAAAAUCCUGAUCCAGCUAAUGGACAUCUUUUUGAUGAUAGCAAUGAUAUUUUACUGAUAAGUGCUACCUAUGAGGAGCCAUGGAGUAUUGUUCGCUUUGCAAGAAGUCUCAACACUGGGGAUCCCCAAGAUAUUGCUAUUGUGCCUGGACCAAUGACAGUUGGCUGGACCUAUUCUUCCACAGAUGAUACGUCUCUUGGUCAUGACGUAGCUGGCUUCAGCCGAGUUACCUUCAUUUCUGUUUAGCAGGUGGACAAAUUUCUACAGGAAUCCAUGGGGAUUUGCUUAAAUUUUCUUAGCCUAAAUAUAAAAUAUACGUAUUUGGAAAUCAUCUUUUACCCAGUAUAUAUAGAAUGCUGAUUUCAAAAUUCAUAAAUAUUUCGAAAAAAUGUGUAUGAAUUUAUAAAACUGUUUCAAAUAGUCUCAGUCGCUUAAAGAGUAUUGCACUUGUACAGUUGUACCUUUCUUUUCUGUAACAGUGUUUUCCAGAUGUAUAUUGUCCGUUUCGGCACUCUGGCAUUGUUGUAAAUGUGACAGUUUAUUAUUCAUAUUAGCCCCGGAAGCUAAAGCAUAGAAUUAGUCAUAAGUUCGUUUUUCGUUCGCGGUUUUUUGGCUUAUGCUCCACAACUUGCAAAAGUAUUUAAAUUUACUAAAAAAAUUUUAUUUCAUUUACUUAUGUUCCAUCCCAAAUACAAAUAGCUUCUCUGGUAAUCUACAACUAACAGCAUAUUGACAAGUUUGAUAACCGAAUUUCUUUUAUUGUUGCUAUUGAAUUCCUUGAUGAAGAUGGUAAAAUUUCUUCUGCCAGUUGCCGGAAUUAGUAAAUUUGUGGACACUUAUCAUACGUGUGAAGUCAGAAACUUUACGUUAAAUUACAUUGACAGUUGCAGCCGAAAACACAUCUGUAUUUCACCCACAAAUGAAUGAAAAUUUGGCCAGGAUUUAUUACUGAGAGGAAAGCGUAAUACAGUAUUUUAUUAUCA